AUGAACGAUGAAGGAAACUGGAAUGUUUCGAGCUGGUACGCACAGAUCCAGUCAGAGCGCAGGGAUAUGUGCUGCAGCUGGAAACGCCAAUCUUUUCCGUUACUUAUUCUCAUGGUCAGUACGCCGAGUUCGAAGCAUUUGGACAAUGGAAGCUCUUGCGAUCCAAUGGAACAUCUCCUCCGAAAGCAAUAUCCCACAUUGGAGGUUGACCUCAGCACGACGCUAACUAUAUGGAUAAUUGAUCAACUUGAAUUGCAGGCUCUGCUUCAAGAAGGCUACCGUAAAACAAUUCAGGCACACUGUAAGAGUGACAAACAUGCAUGUAGCUUGCGUAGAUCCUCAUCGGAAUUGCUUAAUCUCAUUGCUAACCUAUUCCCUACUUCCAUCGAACGGGCCAAUGUGCAGUGGGACCGAGCCAAUAAUCGCCGUCCCAGUGGCAAGAAAGUUUGA
Plenodomus lingam JN3 is the source of this 450-nucleotide messenger RNA. The record is from RefSeq and is a predicted model, not a curated record. Lineage: Eukaryota; Fungi; Ascomycota; Dothideomycetes; Pleosporales; Leptosphaeriaceae.